Messenger RNA from Monomorium pharaonis (pharaoh ant), 6011 nucleotides. RefSeq names its product sodium/potassium-transporting ATPase subunit beta-2. The transcript is spliced from 5 exons. Lineage: Eukaryota; Metazoa; Arthropoda; Insecta; Hymenoptera; Formicidae. The coding region runs from base 372 to 1316 and encodes 314 amino acids. Gene Ontology annotation, molecular function: ATPase activator activity. Gene Ontology annotation, cellular component: sodium:potassium-exchanging ATPase complex. The record is from RefSeq and is a predicted model, not a curated record. Gene Ontology annotation, biological process: intracellular sodium ion homeostasis; intracellular potassium ion homeostasis; potassium ion import across plasma membrane.
CUCAAUAUUCAACCCUUCGCCGGACGAGAGCGCCCGACAGCAGCGGCUCCUCUAGACGGGGGCACGAAUCGACCGUUCCUUCCUUUGCGCCCUCGCCCGCGGAGCUGUUCGAUCGGAGCGGAGCGGCCGACGUACCGCCGGAGGAAGGAAGUCCUCGAGCCCUCGAGAGGGAUCGGCACGCGGGUGGCAGCGCACACCACUUCUCUCACACGCCUUCUUUGCUCGCCCUUCGGAGUUCCACCCUUUCAUCUUCUCGCGCCUCUCCAUUUUUCUCACCCCGUCGUCGGGAGCCGUCGUCGUCGUCGUCGGGAGCCGUCGUCGUCCUCGUCGUCCUCGUCGUCCUCGUCGCCGUUGUCUUUGCGAGGAGCGGGAUGGAGGGCAAGAAGGUCGAGCAGUUUUACACCCCGCCGCCGAAGCUCGGAAGAUGGGAGGGCUUCCGUGUCUUCCUCUGGAACUCCGAGACGGGACAGUUCCUGGGCCGCACCGGCGCCAGUUGGGCUAAAAUUUUGCUGUUCUACGUAAUUUUCUAUGCCGUCCUGUCCGGCUUCUUCGGUGCGAUGCUCGCUGUGUUCUAUCAAACAUUGGAUCCAAACGCGCCGAAGUGGCAGCUAGAUAAUUCGCUGAUUGGCAGCAAUCCGGGUCUUGGUUUUAGGCCUAUGCCUCCUGAAAGCAACGUCGAAAGUACUUUAAUUUGGUAUAAGGCCAGUGACGAGGGUAAUUAUCUUCACUGGACCAGGGAGUUGGACAGAUUCUUGGAAGAAUAUCAAAAGCCGCCGAGUGGCAUGAACAAUUACGAGAGAGUAAACUGCGAUUACGGUAGACCAGCACCAGUGGGCAAAGUCUGUGAUGUAAACAUGAGCCAUUGGGGACAAUGCACGAAGGAGAACAAAUAUGGCUUCAGCAGAUCCGCACCCUGCAUCUUCUUGAAACUGAAUAAGAUUUUUGGAUGGGAACCGAAAUAUUAUAACGAUACCAAAAAUUUGCCGGCGUUGAUGCCAGCGGAUCUUAAGGAGCAUAUCAAACAAGAAGAAAAAGCGAACAGACUGGACACUGUCUGGGUGUCUUGUGCUGGUGAAAACCCUGCCGACGUAGAAAACAUGGGUGCGAUUCAGUACAUACCACGCCGUGGUUUUCCUGGCUUUUACUUCCCGUUCAAAAAUACCCAAGGAUAUCUGAGCCCUCUUGUAGCUGUGUUCUUCGAAAAGCCCAAAUACGGCGUACUCAUCAAUAUCGAAUGUAAGGCAUGGGCGCAUAACAUCAUCCACGACAGAUUUGAAAGACGUGGCUCGGUGCACUUCGAACUGAUGGUGGACUAAGUCCCGGCCAGUCGUCAGAUCAUCAUCGCUACUAACCGCGUCCAAGUAGGAAGCCGCAAGAGAAUAGAACAGAAAGAAGACAUUUCUUUUUUAACCUGCCUCGUUGGCCGACCGCGAUCACACCCUGUGCCAUCCGGUUUUCUCUCUGCCCGACGAUACCGCUCCGGAUUAGCCUUACUUCUUCUCACUGUCAUCAUUUCAUCAGCUCAUCGUCUUCGUCGUACUUACAACGAUUGUAACAGCGUUAUCCAUCUAUCAUUAAUCGUCAAGAGAAGGAAACGGAAAGUAAAAGAAAGAUGAAAGCAAAAGAAAGAUGAAGGGGAAGAGAGAUAGAAAAAAAGAGAAGAGAAGAAAUGGAUAUAAAAGGGAGAAGCAGCAUAAAAUGAACUCAACGGAGCAGUCAACUACAAUCGAGAUGCACAAAACUAAACGGGAAGGAAGAAAGGUGAAAUGAACAAUCCCGCACAAAAGCCGGACGGUAUCUUCUCUUAUUUCUGCCAGGGUUGUGUCACGGGGAGUGAUCUCGACCAUCGACGGCUAGUCGAUCGUUCGCAAAACUUAAUUCACGCGCGAAAAAGAGAGAAAGAGAGAGAAAGAGAGAGAAAGAGAGAGAAAGAAAGAGAGAGAGAGAGAGAGAGAGAGAGAGAGAGAGAAAGAGAGAGAGAGAGAAAGGUUCUCCCUUAAUUAAGAGCCCACCGCCCGUUCCAGUUAGAUCUCUUGAGCUUUUCGUCACACACAUUUCUUUUCACAAAGACGAGCUCGUGCCGAUAAUGAGUUGUCACGACAGCGCGGAUGAUCGAUGAUCUUAGUUCAGCCAUGUAGAUGUAUUAUAUUAGUGUGUUUUGCCCAUCGCGUUACGAUACAUCUUGGCAUGUCGGUAUGUUGAAAUUUUUGGGCAUUGGUAAGAGACGUGGUACUCGGUGAAUUUUAAUACAAGUAGGCACAAAGGGAUACAAGUACGCGUUAAGCUCAGUUGGACUAUCGAUCGUUAUCAGGUAACAAAAGCUUGUAACGUUAUUUAAAACUUUAUUUGAGUGAUGUUAACAGUGUUUCAAAAGAAAAUUGGCCACAGGUGACGCGAAACUGUCGUUAGUAUCUAUCGAAACGUUGGAUAAAGUUACAAGUUACGUAUAAGGUUGUUGCGUCCAAAAUUUUUUCAAAAUUAUUGAUAAGUUAAAAUCUUUAUGAAAAUGAGAAAAAAAUUGUUAUUUUUAAAAUAUUUUAUCGAGUUUUAAAAGAAAUUUUUAACUUUUAAAGCUUGUAAAUCAUCAAGUUUCUGAUUUUAAUAAGGAUUAUUAAAACUGUCUCGACGUCAUGUCAUGCUUACCGAUGAAGAUCACAUCAUAACGCAGAUCAGAAUUUUGUUUAUAUUGAUAUAAAAUUAUCAAAUAAUAUUUAUAUUGUUAUGCCUUGCAUAUUGAUAAUUGUUACUUGUAUUCCUUUGUUCCAGAUAUUUUCAAUUGAGAGUUAAAAUUAAGUGUUAUUAUAUUGAAAUCUGCUAUGGAGCAUGAUGAAAGAGUAUAAGCAAAGAUACGGAUAUUAAAGAGGCGAUCGAUAGUUAUUGCCACUCAAUAAUAUGUUGAAUGUGUAUGAUGAUCUAUGAUUCUAUAUAAUGCAUUUUUCAUACGAUAGAAAUACUGGAAUCUAUGGAUUCUUGCAUGCAGAGACACUCGGAUUCGCAGAUUGUUGAAUCUAUUAAUUUUUGAGCUCAUAAAUGCUCGGAUUUACGGAUUUGGACUCGCAAGUUUUUUUUCAAUUUUGAAUUGGAAGAAAAUAUUUUUUAAUUUACGAAUAAUAUACAAUAAAAAUAAUGAGAAUUAUGAUAAUAAUUUUAAGUAAUUAAAUUUUAUAUUUACAUGUUUGCCAUGUCAUAAUCGUUUCGUUGUGUGUUCAUUUGUUAGGUAAUUUAUUAAAUCAGUGAUGAGUCCAAUAAUUGAAAGAAUCUUUUAUAAAAAAGAUUAAGAACUUUUAAAGGGUUACGAAUAUAAGAUUUUAAAUUAGGAAAAAAUCUGUGGAAUAUUAUAAUUUUAUUGAUUAUUUAUGUGUGGAAUUUUAUUAAAUUCUUGAUUAUUGAAUCUGAUCGUAAGAAUUAAACUCGAUCAAAAAUGCGUAUUUAAAAUGAUAUUAAAACGAUAAAAAGUCCAAAGCUCUAGAUCCGAGUUUGUGUGCGUGCGCUAAGAUACAGAGAUGUAUAAAAAUAAAGAUACAUUAAGAUGCAUGAAAUAUAGAAGUGCAGAUCAUGAUAUAUAAACUUAAAGAAUUUAUGAAUUCAAAGAUUUAUGUGAUAUCAACGAUCUGUACAUCUAAGACUCUAUGGGCCCAAGAAUCUUCUUAUCUGAGGAUAUAUGAGGGCAAAAAUCUAUAUACUCAGGAAUCUAUAAAUCAACAGCAAGAAUCAACAAGAAUCUACAGGUCUAAAGAUCUGUGCGUGGACCUAAGAAUUCAAAUUUAAAAAAAUUACGAAUAUGAAAAAUUUGCAAAUACAGUAAUCUGUAAGUCCAAGGAUCUAUUGAUUUUGCUAAUUAAUAUUUAAUUUGCAAUUUGAGAAAUAUUUUAGUUGUUAAGCAUGUAGAAAAAGGUAUUGCAACACUGUCAGGUCGGCAUUGACAAGAUACAUUGUAAUACAAAGGAACUCUCAUGCGCGUUUAGUACUUAUUGAAUAAGAUUCCGCGAAAACUGCUGUAAAAUUACUGGAAGGGAAAAGAAAUUUAAAAAGUCUAUACUUAAAGGACAAUUUUCGCAAAAGAGCACUCGCGAUCAGUAAUUACUACAUUUUUAAUAGUGAUAGUACGAAAAAUGUACAUUGAUCGUAUACUAAUAAUAUAAAUAUGUUAUAUUAAUGAUAUAUAAUAUAUCGAUAGCUAAGCAUUAAAAUUGUUGAUGCAUUAAUAGUAAUACUGAUCGUGGUAGCCCUCUGUAAGUACUUAAUUCCAAUUUAAAUCACUGAUUUCUGAUUGUACUUAAGUCAAAGGUAUCAUUGAUCUUAAACAGAACUGUCGAUAUAUCACAAAUAGGCGUUUAGUCGCGAUCAACGUAAAGCAUUAUAAUUGCACACGGAAAUUUAAUAUACUGGUUCUGUUAAAAUGCGGCGCGAUAUAUGUGAAAUGCAUUUUAUUUAUAUAUUGUAUUAUAUAAUAUUUAAUAUAUUAAUUUAUGCAAAUUCUGUAUCUCGAGAAAUUGUUAAGUUCUGUGACUGAGAAAAGAAAUUGGUAAAGCUAUUUUCUCUGUUUUCAUUACGAUACGAUGUUACAUUUGGACAAAGGAAUACACUUUCCGAAGAUCUAAAUGAUCGUAAUAAAUCGAGAAACGAAGUUGGAUCAUCGAUACGAGUACCUCCUGACGGAACUUAAACCCGAGGAAAAAAAAAAACGAUGUAUCAAAUUUUAUGUACAAGUAUUUUAUGUAGUUUCAUUAGGUUAAUUAUACUGUGCGAAUAAUAUGUAUUACAGUAGAUAAGUAUCGGUUAUAUAAAAAAUAUAGAUCUUAUAUAUAUACAUAAAAUCCGUAAAUCUGUUAAUCCAUAGAUUCACUGAUCACACAUUUAGCAUCAUAGACCCUUGCUUAUACAAAUGUGUCAAUAGCAUCACAUGCUUGAAAGACAAAUAGAUCAUAGAUCCUGUGGAUCUACAGAUUCACAGAUCCAUCGAGCCACACAUAUGCACAGGUCCAUAUAUACAUAUAUUCGCAGAUUUAUAAUAUCAUUUCUUCAUAUGUAAUUCCUUGAACGUAUUAUUAUUCAUAAGUUCUCGAUUGAUACCUUCACGAUAGUCGUUAAGCGCCUGUUUGUUACAUCAGGAUUAAAUCAACCGUGUAUCUUGAGAUAUAAAUUUCCUAAAACAUUAUUCGAAUAAUGCAAGCAUCUAAAAAGGUGUCUGUAAGACGUCCUUUCGUAGACAUCUUUAAGAUUUUUCCAAAAAGGCGUUUUAGAUAUGUCGAUCGAAUAUCUUGCGACUUUCUGAAAGGUACAUUUCGUUUAUAACAUCUUAAAGUUGUCUAUUACAUGACAUUUUCCGGACUAUGCAAGAGGGAUGUUAUUACAGUAAUUAUAGUAAUUAUUGUAACACAAUCUAUUAAUUCCUGCGUAUCGCGUGCCUAAAGUUUGGUGAAACUAAAGCUUUAGAGGAAAUUGUAAUUAGAUCGCGGGUUCGCUCGACGCGGCAAGCUCGACCCUUAACCGAGAGAGCCGCUGUGCCAGAUGACAUUUUUUUUCUCCCCUUCGCGCUCUCAACUUUCCUUUUACGAGCAUAAUGCCUGCGUAAUCGCCGGAUAGCGACAGCUGUCAUCGACACUUGAACAAACACAUCCGUGGUCUAAUUAUAAUCUAUAAUCGGUUGGCAGUAAUAGGGAAUAAUAAAUAAAAUGGAGACGCCUAUUUUCUUAAUAUUAUAUUUCGUUCCCUUUUCUCUCCUAUUUUCAAGCGACGCGCGCCCGAGUGCAGCACGAAUCUUUAACCCGAAUCUCGCGCACGCGCAUCAGACACGGGGGAUUAAUUGUCUCGCUCAUGCGCGAAUGUAGUUUCGAGGUAGUCGAUAGAUAGUCUCUUAAAUAAGAAGUUUACAAGAAAGGCUGCUGCAAAUUUGUAAAGCAUUAUUAAUAUUAUAGACAUUUUUGGAAUUUACGCAGUCUCUAAACUUAUAAAGUCUAUGAAAAAAUUAGAAAACUUAUAAAUAAACUAAACUCUUGAAAAACAGAUUC